GCGGCUGUCUCCAGUGCCAUCAAGCGUCAAACCCUCGAAAUCCUAUUGGAGUGGGUUAGUCGGCCAAAAGAAUUGGCUUAGAGGGCAAGUGUUCGUUGGGAAAUUCAGUACGCCCGCUCCCUUCACAGGAAGCAGGUGGGGGCAAAAGAGAAAGUCUUUAGAACUUGAUAGGAUCGCCCGCCCCGCCCCUCAGCGACGUCCGGCUUACGGUUGUUUUACGACAGUGCGAUCGCAUGCUUGCUUUCCGGCAGCGUGGUCUGACGUUAGCUCAAUUUCCGACGGCGUAGCUCUGGCUGCUACCUGCUGUGGGCUUCAAAGGUUCGAGUCCCACUAUGGGAAUGAGCCUUUUCGACCUCUUUCGGGGCUUUUUCGGCUUUUCUGGACCUCGGAGAAGGUCAACAUUCAACACUCAGCCCCCGACAGUAACCAGGGCGGUCGUUAAAAGAACAGACAGCCGCUUAAGCCUUUCUCCAAUCUAGGCCACAGAGAUCCCUUUUUUGGAGGAAUGACUCGCGAUGAAGACGAAGAUGAUGAGGAAGAGGAAGAAGAAGGAGUCACGUGGGGCCGUGGGAACUCGAGGUUUGAGGGUCCCCAGUCCCCCGAGGAAUUUAGCUUUGGCUUCAGCUUCAGCCCAGGAGGAGGAAUGCGUUUCCACGAUAACUUCGGCUUUGAUGACCUAGUACGGGAUUUCAAUAACAUCUUCAGCGAGAUGGGGGCCUGGACCUUGCCUUCCCGCCCUCCUGAACUUCCAGGUCCUGAGUCAGAGACACCUGGUGAGAGACGGCAGGAAGGACAGACGCUUCGGGACUCAAUGCUUAAGUAUCCAGAUAGUCACCAGCCCAAGAUCUUUGGUGGGGGCUUGGAGAGUGAUGCAAGAUCUGAAUCCUCCAAACCAGCACCAGACUGGGGCCCCCGGAGACCUUUUCAUAGGUUUGAUGAUACGUGGCCUGUGACCCCCCACUCUAGAGCCAGAGAAGACAAUGAUCUUGAUUCCCAGGUUUCUCAGGAGGGUCUUGGCCCGGUUCUGCAGCCCCAACCCAAAUCCUAUUUCAAGAGUGUCUCUGUGACCAAGAUCACUAAGCCAGAUGGGACUGUAGAGGAGCGCCGGACUGUGGUGGACAGUGAGGGCCGGAAAGAGACCACGGUAACCCGUCAGGAGGCAGGCAACAGUCCUAGAGAUGGUCCAGAAUCACCAGCACCUCCAUCCUUGGAUGAUUCCUCUUCCAUCCUGGAUUUGUUCCUAGGACGUUGGUUCCGGUCCCGGUAGCCUUGUUAAUUAAUCUCAGAGGCCUUUAGAUUCUUUCCACCCCCCACCCCUUCUCGGUAUUAGUGGGCUUAGUUGUCUUCCUGCCACCUCAGGACCUUGGGCGUGUGGAACAGUGAACUGAAGGUCUGUCAGUUUGUCAGUCACCCAAACUGACCAAUAAAACCUUUAUUUAUGCUAA
Bubalus bubalis (water buffalo) is the source of this 1445-nucleotide messenger RNA. It is a transcript of the gene HAX1, whose product is annotated as HCLS1 associated protein X-1. NCBI's taxonomy places the organism in Eukaryota, Metazoa, Chordata, Mammalia, Artiodactyla, Bovidae. Gene Ontology annotation, biological process: regulation of actin filament polymerization; negative regulation of apoptotic process. Bases 506 to 1267 code for a protein of 253 amino acids. The transcript has 8 exons. Gene Ontology annotation, cellular component: actin cytoskeleton; clathrin-coated vesicle; mitochondrion. The record is from RefSeq and is a predicted model, not a curated record.